This is a messenger RNA of Cydia fagiglandana, 1984 nucleotides long. RefSeq names its product methionine aminopeptidase 1D, mitochondrial. Gene Ontology annotation, cellular component: mitochondrion. Lineage: Eukaryota; Metazoa; Arthropoda; Insecta; Lepidoptera; Tortricidae. Gene Ontology annotation, molecular function: metalloaminopeptidase activity. The coding region runs from base 318 to 1226 and encodes 302 amino acids. Gene Ontology annotation, biological process: proteolysis. The transcript has 6 exons. The record is from RefSeq and is a predicted model, not a curated record.
CUUUGUUAAUAAUAUCUUAAUAACAUCUUUAUGAAUAAAAGUCACUCUUAUUUUGCAUAUAUUUGAAGGUUUAAGCAUGGAACUACCCCGAAAAAUAAUUGGUUCUCUGAGCCAAUUCUGGAAGAUCAAUGUGUAAGCGAUUUUGGAGUGGCCUAAUUUAUCCCUCGCUAAGUUAGGGAAAGGAUUUCAUUGCACAUUAUGUUUGAUUUAGUUUAGACCUUAAACAGCUGUUUAUUCUGUAGAAAAGCUUGGUUUUGUUAGUAUUAGUUUAGAAAAAGAAGAUAUAGACGAGGGUCCAAAGCCGCCUCAACACAACAAUGCGAGUACCCAAAGCACUUAAUCCAAGACUCCAAAAGCAGCUUUUAUUAAGAUUCGGAGUAUACGAAAAGGUAUAUCCCGUUGAGACAACUCCGAGCAGAACAGUCCCAGACCACAUUGAGAAGCCGGAGUAUGUGUUACAGAAACAGCCAAUGGUGUUGCCACACAAAGCGGAAGUUAAAGACGUCAAUCAGUUACGCGGAAUGAGAAGAAGUUGCAAGCUGGCUGCUAAUAUAUUGGCUCAUGUUCAGAAAAAUAUCUAUCCAGGAAUAACUACAGAUGAAAUUGAUGGAUUGGUACACAAGCUAACAGUGGAAGCUGGAGCUUAUCCAUCCCCAUUACAUUAUAAAGGAUUUCCGAAAAGCGUGUGCACCUCAGUAAACAAUGUAGCGGUACAUGGCAUACCCGAUCUGAGACCGCUACAGGAUGGUGAUAUCGUCAAUGUUGAUAUAACAGUUUUCUUCAAAGGGUUCCAUGGUGACUGUUCUAAGACCUUUCCUGUUGGAAAAGUUGAUGAUCGUGGGUUAGAGCUUAUCAGUGUUACGGAAGAGUGCCUCAAUAUUGCAAUCAAAACUUGUGGUCCAGAGGUACCAUAUAGCGAAAUAGGAACAUCGAUAUAUAGACAUUCGAAAAGAAAUGGGCUGACAGUGCUGCCAGCUUUCAUAGGCCACGGUAUUGGCCAAUAUUUCCAUGGCCCUCCAGACAUUUACCACACAUUGAACCGUUACCCUGGCCGGAUGAGGCCAGGUAUGACAUUCACCAUUGAGCCCGUGUUAUCGCAUGGUAGCAAGCACACGCUGAUACUGCCCGAUGGGUGGACGGUGGUCACAGAGGACGGGGCUAGGAGCGCCCAAGCGGAACACACAGUUCUAGUCACUGAGGAUGGUGCCGAGAUCCUUACCAAGUAGUGCAAUAUUGUUGUUGAUUUGUUAAUAUAUGUUAUGUCAUGUUUGCCUAUAGGCAAAUAAAUAGUACAGUCGACUACUAGGUACUAGUCUGCACGCGAGCUCCGAGGAACCCAAAUGAAGGCCCGUCGGUCGGGUCGGCUCUCGCGUCCGAUGGUCCCUAUGACGUUUCUUCAGGUCACGUUUGUAUGGGGCUUUAUUUUAAAAAAGAUAUUAAGGUACUUUAAAUUACUAAAAUGUUAUAUUUCAAAAUGAAUGUCCUAAACUUCCAAAAACAGUCUACAAACAUUUCACGUGACAGCUACUUCAUUAUAUAAUACCUCAUGUCUGUCAUAGGGACCAUUUUUCGAUGCGAGUGGUUUAAUUCUCAGAGUUCUUGUAAUGGUAAUGAUGACCUACUGCGAACCAUUUCUCGUUCGUUAGUCUGUCUCUCUAUCGCUCGAAUACCUAUGCAAGAGUGAUAGAGAGACAGAUAACGAGAAUUCGAUUUUCGCGUUAGGCUCUCUAUACUCAUAGUACCUGAACUGUUAAUUUGACAGUGAGAAUUGCACAAAGACGAGAGAUCAGAAUCAUAUGUUGAAAUUAGGUUAAUAAUAUUAAUGAUAGCAAAAAUGCCAAUAAAUCACACCAAUUAUUUUAGUGCAAAUGUAAAAAUGUAGUUGUUCUUUGUUAUACCUAUAUUUACUUGUUGUAUAAUUGUAUAUUGUAUGCGUACGUAGCAUUAUUAGCCAAUUUUAUGUAAAUAAAACGACAAAGAUCAG